UUACCACAUAUCUUUUCUACCCCGAGUAUUAACCCUAAGCAAAAAGAAUCUCACACCGGAGGGUUUGAUUAAACUAAAAGGUCGUUCCCGAAGGAUAGUAUUACAGUCGAUAGCACGAGAAUCUUGAAUCGAUCGGUACUAUACGUCCACUUGUUCACAAAGUGUAGGGGAGAUGGCAAUGCAUGGCAGUGAAGACGCAAAUUCCAGUGAUCACUUUGAUGGGAACAACAAAAAUCAGGUUUUCCAGACUAAUAGUGAGCGACUGAAUCUUGGAGUAAGGAGGAAGAGACGUCAAGUUGUAAUGUCAAGGUUGGGGAAGCCAUUUGCACUCAUGAGAACAUCACGAAUUCAAAAAAAUGUGAUUCCUAUUGGAAAAGAAGUCGGUGGCUACAAGAAAGCUCAGAAGCACCAACAUAGACAUUGGGAUGUAAAGAAAAGGAGUCAGGGAAAGAAAUCAAUAGCACAAGUCAGGGAAUCUGAAUCUGAUAACAAGGACCUUGUGGAACCAUUUGUUUCAAAGACAGUCCCAUCUGAAGAUGAAGAAGAUGAAGAAGAUUCAGAAGAUGAUUUUUGUGGUAUGCGAAGCCGGCGUGAGGCAUGGUUCAAAUCAGACUUGUCCUUGCUGGUGACAGAUGAAUCUGAAUCUGAAUCUGAUACUGAAACACAUACUAAGAAGCGGGGUUCAAAUAUAAUAAGAGGUCCUACACCUUCCAUACACGGAAUUGAAUAUCUAGUUUUAUAUGAUCCAACUCCAAGCUUCUUGAUGUGUAAACCAGGAGAGAAUAUAAGAUGUUGAUGAUGCUACCUUUGGACCUUAAAAAAAACUAACUCAUUUGGUUUGGUUUAUUUUGGUUUGAAAAAUGUAUAUAGUUUCUUUACUUAUCCUCAAAGUAUGUUGUUCUUUUUGUGGUUACUCCUACUAAAUUUUUUUCCUUGCUAUUUUUGGUCAAAUAUUUAGAUUUAUCCUCAUAUUGUGAGAGAA
Molecule: messenger RNA, 982 nt
Organism: Lactuca sativa (garden lettuce)
Lineage: Eukaryota; Viridiplantae; Streptophyta; Magnoliopsida; Asterales; Asteraceae
Source: RefSeq, a predicted model, not a curated record